GCCAGCGCAGGGCGAGUCCCGUAGCCAAACAGGCCCUCAUGCGGCCGUGUGCCGUGUGCGCGGCUCCCCCGGGCCGUGUGUUGUCGUCAAGAAGAUCUCAGCUGGCCCUCGCCGAAACAGCCCCAUCCUUUUCGUCCUUGCACCCAAAUAUCCGAAAAGAAAGAGCCCCUCAUCAAUGGAAAUGGUUUGGGGAACGCACUGGUCGCGUGAAAUCGACAUGCGAAACCCCGGUGAUGCUCUCUAGCUCACUAUACGGUCUAAACUAGGUUAUAUAUUCGUCACGGACUGUCGUUUUUAAGUUGACGUUUUCUCGUCUGUUCCUUUCGAGAGGCCUAGCUCUGGUCGGUGACUUUUCUAGUGUGCCCUCCCGAAAGUCCAAGCGAGUUCUGCCCUCUUAGCGUAUAAAUUCUGGGCUUAAAUCUCAAAGUGCUCGAAGUGCGACCCGUCCAGCCUGCGAGAAUGCUGUGUAUUUGUAAAUCGUCUAUUGUCAUCAUUCAUGCGUCAAAGAUUAUGAAUGAUCGGGGAGCAUAUCACCGUGGUCCAACGUAUUCUUACAGUAUUCUGAAGUACUAGAAGAUAAUGGCUGUUCUCAGAUAGCAGUGAUAUAACCUAAGUGUAGCAGACGGCUUCCCCCUCCUCUUUCUGUAACCCCCUCCCCCUUCUCCUCCCUCCCCUCCCCCCUCCCCGUGUGUUUCUCUCUCUUUCCCUGGCCUCAUGAUUCAAAAGACCAUGGAUGUAAACAGUGCGGCGAGGGCUUUCAAGCCAGUAGCAUCUAGCUGGUCUCUAGUCAUGGCUCGUGUUCCACAUGUCGAUGUUUAUGUGGAGCAGGCCACGCUCUAUGAUGGAGCGGCAGAAGUUAUUGCUUCUAUCAGGCCAAGCUGGAAGCUGAGUGAAGUAAAGUACAAGCUCUUUACGGAUGGCAUCACAAACAAGCUGGUGCACUGCUCGGUGCCAGACGACGUGCUGCUCAUUCGGAUCUACGGCCACAACACGGACCUCCUCAUCGACAGGCAGGCAGAGGUGCGCAACAUCAAGUUGCUGCAGCGCGCAGGAUUCGCGCCCCAGCUGUACGCCACGUUCAACAACGGCCUGGCGUACGAGUUCGCCCCGGGGUGCACCCUGGACGCCGCCCUGGUCCGCGACCCCGUAGUGUACCCGCUGGUGGCGCGCCGCGUGGCCCAGCUCCACGCGCAGAACGUCGACGACCUGCUGCAGGACCCGGGGCAGCAGCAGCCCCGACCCAUCCUGUGGGACAUCAUGAACAAGUACAUCACCCUGCUCAAGGGUGCCUUUACGGACCCGGACAAAAAAGCCAGGUUUGAGAAAAAAUUUGGUGGGGUGCAAUGCCUUCAAACGGAGAUGGAAGAUUUACAACAACACCUGUCAAACCUAGGCAGUCCAGUUGUCAUGUGUCACAAUGAUUUGCUGCUGGCAAACGUCAUACUGGACCCAAGUCGUGACAAAGUUACAUUCAUCGACUAUGAGUAUGCUGGGCUGAAUUACCAGGCAUUUGAUAUUGGUAAUCACUUUGCUGAAUUUGCAGGAGUUGCCACAGUUGACUACUCUUUGUAUCCUGACAAAGAACUCCAAUUCAAGUGGCUAGAUAUUUAUUUGAGGGAAUUUAAUAGGCUUAAGGCAGGAUCUGAAACGCCAAAAGAUGUUCUUCCAAAAGAUGUUGAAGACCUGUAUGUUCAAGUUAACAAAUUUUCCUUAGCAGCUCAUUUAAUGUGGGCCUUAUGGGCUAUAGUGCAGUCAGAGCAUUCAUCAAUUGAGUUCAAUUUCUUUGAGUAUGCAUCAAUACGAUUGGAGGAGUACUUUAGCAAGAAGAGCUUGUUCCUUUCUCUUCAAACAAGCAGUUGAUGCCUGAGAUGGUGUCUGUGGCCAGUCAAUUUUAAGGGCGCUGUACACCAUAAAAUUGAAAAUCUCUUCUGUUUUCCUCAACAGCUGGGCAUUUUUCGCUGAAGCAAUUUGUUUAUCAAAAUUCCAGUUUGUAUUACCUGCCCACAAUUUUUAGUAUGUUUCUGUUAUCUUUCUUUUAGUCAAAACAAACUUGCAUUCCUAUUUAGUAUAGUAUUCUUAUUCUUGUAAGGGUAACCAGAGUAACUUUUAUAAACAGAAAAAAAUGUGAAGGCAUUCCAAAGAGUCUCUUAAUGUUCUUUUAUACAAAGUUUUUCUUGUUAUACAAGUCUUAUCAGUGAACUAAAACCAUCUGAAUGUGUCAAGUUCACUUCAAUGACUUUUCUUUGAUUGCAUUUUUUUAUGCAUCUUUAUAUUACAUUCCAAAAAAAGCUUUACUCUAUUACUUGGCAAUCAAUUUUGUGACUGACUGAAAUGUAAUGGCAGUGCAUGGCAGUGGAGCAGUGCUCUCUAAAACAUUUAAAAAAUGUAUGUUUUUGUGUUGUUGAUGUGUUGCCAAUUUUUAACCAUACAAUUUUACCCAAAAUGACUUGUGUGUUCUGCCAUUUGCUUCCAUAUAUUUUGUUCUCCAUUUUACUAUAUGUUUCACUUGGCAGUGGCACAUUAAUCAGUACCAGUCAACCAUUAAAACGAUUCUUAAGGUGUCGUUGAGUUAAAUCUAUGAUUUAGUUUCACAACACCAACAUGUUUUUCAGUAGAAUCACUUGUGGGCAUCGCAGUUAAUUUAGAUAUAAAAUGGUCAUUCUAGAAGUGAUUCUUUGUGUUCUGGGUAUUCCUCAAUUUACUUUUAACCAUCUCAAAACAUGAAAAGUUCCCUCGUCCUUCUCUUUCUCUCUCUUCCCCUUCCAUAUAUUUGUGCAUCUUUAUCUGCUCCCUCCCAUUCCUCAAACAUCUAUUGAUGUUAGCAUUAAUUUAUUCAUGGAGAGUCAUGUAUUGUGAAUUCAAAAUUUGCACUGUUGCUGCCAGUUGGUGUGUAUGGACUAACUCAUUCUUAUUCCUUGAUGUGCAGUGAAAUGACAAGAGUAGCUUUGUAAUGUGAAUCUCUUUAUGACGUCAAACUCAUAUCAUUUUUAUAAUCGACUUUUACUGAAAUUUUGUAGAUUUAUGUAAAUGUUUUAUGUGGCCAAAAACAUUUACUCAUUAUGUUUUAUUUUAUUCUACAAAACACCUGCUGAAAUUAUGUGAAGCACAGCAUUCACCUCGUAGAUAAGCAAAACUGUAGAGAUGCCUAUUUCCAAGUUAGCUUGGUGUCAAAGUGUCAACUUAUAGUGUGCAGAGCAUACUAGAACCAGUGAAGAAAAACCUCUGUGAUAAAUUUUCAUACUUCAUUACCUUGGUGCAAGUUUGAUUUUCUUUGACUUAGUCAUGUAUUUGCCUCACAAAAUAGUCUACUGUAUUUUUAGGUUGAGUAGCUAUGAGUAUUAUCAAAGAAAUAUAGAAUGAAAUCUGAAAUAAAAAUGUUGAUCUUUCAA
Molecule: messenger RNA, 3389 nt
Organism: Thrips palmi
Lineage: Eukaryota; Metazoa; Arthropoda; Insecta; Thysanoptera; Thripidae
Gene: eas
Product: ethanolamine kinase 1
Exons: 6
Coding region: 715-1860 (381 amino acids)
Biological process (GO): phosphatidylethanolamine biosynthetic process
Cellular component (GO): cytoplasm
Molecular function (GO): ethanolamine kinase activity
Source: RefSeq, a predicted model, not a curated record